GGCCGCGCAGGCGCACAGCGCGCGCGGGCCUCCAACAUGGCGGCAGCGCUGCGGGCCGUCCCGCGGCGGCGGCGGCGGGAGCCGGGGGGAUGCUGAGCGCCCGGCGAGGGCAGCGGCGGCAGGAGCAGCGGCGGGCGGCGCUCCCCGGCCAUGGCCCGGCUGGCCGACUACUUCAUCGUGGUGGGCUAUGACCACGAGAAGGCGGGCUCAGCAGAAGGCUUGGGGAAAAUUAUUCAGAGAUUUCCUCAGAAGGAUUGGGAUGACACUCCUUUCCCACAGGGAAUAGAGUUGUUUUGUCAGCCUGGAGGAUGGCAGCUGUCCAGAGAGAGAAAACAGCCUACCUUUUUUGUGGUGGUUUUGACUGAUAUAGACUCAGAACGACACUACUGUUCGUGUUUAACUUUCUAUGAAGCAGAGAUCAACCUGCAGGGAACAAAAGAAACUGAAGGUGAAGAAGAGGAGUCUGGUUUAAUUCAGCCUGCUGAAGUAUUUGCUCCCAAAAGCCUGGUGUUGGUGUCCAGACUAGAUUAUCCAGAAAUUUUCAGGGCUUGUCUUGGCUUGAUCUACACUGUGUAUGUGGACAGCCUGAGUGUGUCGUUGGAGAGUCUCAUUGCAAAUCUCUGUUCGUGCUUUGUCCCUGCUGCGGGAGGGUCUCAGAAACUGUUUUCUUUGGGAGCAGGAGACAGACAACUGAUACAAACUCCUUUACAUGAUAGUCUUCCUGUUACAGGCACAAGUGUGGCUCUUCUCUUUCAACAACUGGGAAUCCAAAAUGUACUGAGUUUGUUCUGCGCAGUCCUGACAGAAAACAAGGUUCUUUUUCACUCGGCAAGUUUCCAGAGGCUCAGUGAUGCCUGUAGAGCGUUGGAAUCUCUAAUGUUUCCUCUGAAAUACAGUUAUCCCUAUAUUCCAAUUCUCCCUGCACAGCUGCUGGAAGUUCUCAGUUCACCAACUCCUUUUAUUAUUGGUGUACAUUCUGUCUUUCGUAAUGACAUUCAUGAGCUUUUAGAUGUAAUCAUAGCAGACCUGGAUGGAGGCACAAUUAAAAUUCCUGAAUGUAUUCAUCUUUCUCAGCUCCCAGAACCACUGCUGCAUCAAACUCAAACAGCUCUUUCUCUAGUUUUACAUCCUGAUUUGGAAACAGCAGAUUAUGCAUUCCCUCCACCACGAACAGCUUUAUCGCAUUCAAAAAUGCUGGAUAAAGAAGUGCGAGCAAUUUUCUUGCGAUUCUUUGCACAACUCUUCCAAGGAUACAGGUCAUGCCUUCAGCUGAUCAGAAUUCAUGCUGAACCAGUCAUUCAUUUCCAUAAGGCAGCCUUCUUAGGCCAGCGAGGCUUGAUUGAGAAUGACUUCCUUACCAAAGUCCUCAGUGGAAUGGCAUUUGCUGGUUUUGUGUCAGAGAGAGGCCCUCCUUACAGAUCUUGUGAUCUCUUUGAUGAGUUGGUAGCUUUUGAAGUGGAACGAAUUAAAGCUGAUGAAGGCAAUCCACCAAAAAUGCUGAAGCACGUCCGAGAGCUUGCAGAACAACUAUUAAAAAAUGAGAAUCCAAAUCCUCAUACAGCUUUCCAGAAAGUCCCACGGCCCACUGAGGGAUCCCAUUUGCGUGUUCACAUCCUUCCUUUUCCCAAGAUUAAUGAGAGCCGGGUUCAGGAGCUAAUCCAAGAAGGCAUUGCUAAGAACCAAAGUGCACCACCUGCUACUCGUCUGGAAAAGAAAUGUGUGGUUCCUGCUGGUCCAUCUGUUGUUUCUAUAAUGGAAAAGGGAAGUACAGUUUUCAACAGUGCACAAAGGCUUGAAGUUGUUAGAAACUGCAUCUCAUUCAUAUUUGAAAAUAAAUUUUUGGAGACUGAAAAGACCUUGCCUGCUACACUGAGAGCCCUAAAAGGAAAGGCAGCUCGACAGUGCCUGACACGGGAGUUAAGCCUUCAUGUUAAGCAAAAUCGAGCAAUAUUGGACCAUCAGCAGUUUGACUACAUUGUGAGGAUGAUGAACUGUGCUUUACAGGAUUGUUCAACUUCAGAAGAAUACAGCAUUGCUGCAGCAUUACUGACUCUGACAACUGCGUUCUACAGGAAACUGGCAACUGGAGUGAGUCAGUUUGCUUACACUUGUGUGCAAGACCACCCUAUAUGGACUAACCAGCAGUUUUGGGAAACAACGUUUUAUAAUGAUGUGCAAAAUCAAGUUCGUUCCCUCUAUCUGACAGCCAGGGAAGACAAUCAUGCAACACAUUUAAAGCAAAAGGAUAAAAAUUCUGUGGGGCUGGACCAGGAAAAGACAGCCAUGGACCUAGCUGCUGAGCAGUUGCGUUUAUGGCCAACACUCAAUAAAGAAACCCAGCAGGAAUUAGUUCAGAAUGAGGAAAGUACAGUUUUCAGUCAGGCCAUUCAUUUUGCAAACCUCAUGGUCUACCUGCUAGUACCACUGGACACAAGUAAAAACAAAUUAUUAAGAACAUCAGCUACAGGAGACUGGGAGAGUGGAAGCAACAGCAUUGUCACAAACAGCAUUGCAGGCAGUGUGGCAGAAAGCUACGACACUGAAAGUGGGUUUGAGGACUCUGAAAACAAUGAUGUUGCCAAUGCCGUUGUGCGCUUCAUCACCCGAUUUAUUGACAAGGUUUGUACAGAGAGUGGGGUUACACAGGAUCACAUCAAAGGCCUUCAUUGCAUGAUACCAGGCAUUGUAGCGAUGCACAUAGAGACUCUGGAGGCUGUCCAUCGGGAGAGUAGAAGACUACCACCAAUACAAAAGCCUAAGAUUCUGCGACCAGCUUUGCUUCCAGGAGAAGAGUUUGUAUGUGAAGGUCUCCGUGUGCUACUGGAUCCUGAUGGCAGAGAAGAAGCAACAGGAGGAUUACUUGGAGGCCCUCAUAUUCUCCCAGCAGAAGGAGCAUUAUUCCUUACUACAUAUAGAAUUAUAUUUAAAGGCACUCCUCAUGAUCAACUAGUUGGAGAACAGACGGUGGUCCGAAGCUUUCCUAUUGCAUCUUUAAUGAAGGAGAAGAAGAUUGCUAUUCAAAACCAGUUGCAACAGAAUAUGCAGGAAGGACUGCAGAUCACCUCAGCCACCUUUCAGUUAAUUAAAGUAGCAUUUGAUGAAGAAGUGAGUCCUGAAGUGGUAGAAAUAUUUAAGAAGCAGCUAAUGAAGUUCCGUUACCCUCAGUCCAUCUUCAGUACUUUUGCUUUUGCAGCUGGACAGACAGCACCACAGCUAAUCUUACCAAAGCAAAAAGAAAAAAACACUUCAUUUCGUACCAUCUCAAAAACAAUUGUGAAAGGAGCCAAACGUGCAGGGAAGAUGACUAUUGGUCGGCAGUAUUUAUUAAAGAAGAAGACAGGCACAAUAGUGGAGGAAAGAGGGACUCGUUCAGGCUUGAAUGAAGAGGAUGAUAUCUCAGUUUCAGAUGACAGUGAACUGCACACAAGUGGUACUUUAAAAGCGUCAGAUAAAUCAACAAUGGAGCAGUUAGUAGAAAGAGCCUGUUUUAGAGACUACCAGCGUUUGGGGCUUGGAACCAUCAGUAGUAGUUCUUCUCGCUCAAAAACAGAGUAUUUAAAAAUAACUGCAUUGAACAGGAUGUAUUCACUUUGCAGAAGCUAUCCUGGGCUUCUGGUAGUACCUCAGUCUGUGCAGGACAGCAGCUUACAGAGAGUAGCUCGUUGUUAUCGUCACAAUCGCCUACCAGUCGUCUGUUGGAAGAGCUCAAAAACCAGUAGUCUUCUCCUUCGUGCUGGGGGCUUUUAUGGAAAGGGUGUGGUUGGCCUCUUCAAAUCUCAAAACACACAGACUACCGCUCCUGCCUCUUUAGAAUCUUCAAGCAGUAUAGAACAAGAGAAAUACCUACAAGCCUUACUGAAUGCAAUUUCCGUCCAUUACAAAAUGAAUGGCAGUAAUACUUUAACUGUAAGACCAGCAAUCGCUCUGUCACCAGGCACUGAAAGGAGGGCUUCAAGAAUGUCCACUGUGUUUAAGCAGGUAGUGCCAGGACACUUGGAUGUAAAUCUAUCCAAUAGCUUUGCUCGAGGAGGUGUGUGGGCAAGUCUUCGUUCUAGCAACCGGUUUAUCAGCACUCAGACACCAUUCCUAGAUGUUGGGGCAAGACUGGCAGGGAAAGAUAACCCAGCUGCCUACAGUAACAGCACCUUUUUGCAAAACCAGCUCCUGAAACGCCAAGCUGCCCUCUACAUAUUUGGAGAAAAAUCUCAAUUAAGGGGCUUCAAACUUGAUUUUGCUUUAAAUUGUGAAUUUGUUCCUGUUGAGUUUAGUGACAUCCGACAGACGAAAGCCAGUUUUAAAAAGCUGAUGAGGGCUUGUAUUCCCAGCACCAUUCCUACAGAUACUGAAGUAACAUUCCUUAAAGCUCUGGGGGAUUCAGAGUGGUUUCCACAGCUUCACAGGAUAAUGCAGUUAAGUGUGAUCAUCUCAGAACUCCUUGAGAAUGGUUCCUCAGUUAUGGUUUGUUUGGAAGAUGGCUGGGAUAUUACUGCACAGGUGGUGUCUCUGGUGCAGUUACUCAGUGAUCCAUUCUAUAGGACACUUGAAGGCUUCCGCAUGCUAGUGGAAAAAGAGUGGCUCUCUUUUGGUCAUAAAUUCAGUCAACGUAGUAAUUUAACCCUCAAUUGUCAGGGUAGUGGAUUUGCUCCUAUUUUCUUACAGUUCUUGGACUGUGUGCAUCAGAUUCACAACCAAUAUCCAACAGAAUUUGAGUUCAAUCAGUAUUACCUGAAGUUCUUAGCUUUCCACUAUGUUUCAAACAGAUUUAAGACAUUUCUUCUGGAUUCAGACUAUGAAAGACUAGAGCAUGGAACAUUGUUUGAAGAUAAAGGAGAUAAACAUGCCAAAAAAGGAAUCUGUAUUUGGGAAUGUAUUGAAAAAAUGCACAAAAGGAACCCUGUUUUCUUCAAUUACCUCUAUGCACCUGUUGAAACAGAGGCUUUAAAACCAAAUAUAAAUAUGUCCAGCCUGAGAAAAUGGGAUUAUUAUGUUGAAGAGACCUUGGCUAUGGGACCUUCCUAUGACUGGACUAUGGUUACUUCAAAAAGCAGUGCUUUGGAGGAAGGUGACCAAAUGGAUGGUUCUGUUUCCCAGAGUAAGAGGAAAAUAGUAUGGCCAUGCUAUGAUGAUGUUAGCAAAGUACAGCCUGAUGCAAUCACCAGCCUCUUAAAUGAAAUUGAAAGAUUGGAGAAUAAAUUAAAUCAAAACCCAGAAAGGUGGCAGCUUUUGUGGGAAAGGGUCAAAGUGAAUUUUAAAGAUGACACCAGACAAGACAAUCUUCAGAGACAUCCUUCUGGCUCCUCAGGGAUAUUAUCUGCUAAUCUACAUUCUUAUCAAAAGAGGUCUUUGUUGCAUCUUCCUGACAGUGGACUGGGUGAAGAACAGAGUAUGAGCGUUACUCCCUCUAAUGGAGUGGACAGAAGAGCAACCACAUUAUACAAUCAGUUCACAUCAAAGCAUGAUGAAAAUAGGUCAUUUGAAGGUACACUUUACAAAAGAGGAGCUCUGUUAAAAGGUUGGAAACCCCGUUGGUUUGUACUGGAUGUGACAAAACACCAGCUGAGAUACUAUGACUCUGGUGAAGACACAAGCUGUAAGGGACACAUUGAUCUUGCAGAAGUAGAAACAGUGAUUCCUGCUUCCCCAACAAUUGGAGCUCCAAAGCAUGCUAGUGAAAAAGCAUUUUUUGAUCUCAAGACAAGUAAACGUGUGUACAAUUUCUGUGCUCAAGAUGCACAGAGCGCGCAGCAAUGGAUGGACAAAAUCCAGAGCUGUAUUUCAGAUGCAUAACAAGGAAUACCAUUCCACUGCCAACUGUAGGAAAGAAAUGCUUUCAACACCUCAUUGUAUAAGAAGAUAUUUUCUUAAAUGCUACUGCUGAGCAAGCAAACCUUCUUUUCAUUUCAGCCAUAAAUUCUCAUAAUACGUUGAAGUAUCAUCUUUUUAAAUAUAAUAACCACUAUAACUAUGUUUUUUCUCCAUCAGGGAGGGCCUCUUAAAUUAAUAACCUGAUUAGCUGUAGUAUUGUUCUUUCCAGUAUGUCUCCUAGCUAAAUGAGCCUGCUGUAUUGCACAGGAAUUAAUCUACCAUCAGAAACUGUUUUUCUAAUCACAAAGUUGCUCAAAUUGUCCAGUUUUAACUUGUCCAGUGUCAACUGUAGAUAUUCUCCUUCAAGUAGAAUUGUAUUUUCACCAGGUUUAUGUAAGAGUAACAAACCUAAACAGUCUUGUUUUCAGAGUAGUCAAGUAUCUGGGGGACCAUUUCUGCAGUUUUGAAAAAAUAGUUAAAUUUGUUCAUACCAGAUUGGAAAGUGUGUUGGGCACUUUUUUUUUUUUUUUUUUUUUAAAGACCAAAAAGUGAAACCUAAUAUUUGAUUUUCAAAGAGAGGUUUCUUCUGAAUCUUCCAGCUGCUUUCUCUACCAAGAAGUUUACUAUUAAUUUAUGGCAUUUCAAUUCUGUGUUUAUCUACAGUAGGACAAUAGAUGACAAUAGCAAGAAGAAAUUGGUCACAAACUGACUUUUGUAGGAGAAAUUCUCUCCAUGAAGUUUCAAAGUUGUGUGUGUUAAUUUAUGUGCUGUUCUGCUCGUUGUAAAAUUAAAAAAAUAACAAACACAGUGAUAAUGCACUAAACAAUAAAGCAAGCACUUGCACUGAAAUCUUCGAAAUGCAGACAUUUUGAAAGACAGAGGUAAGUUAUUUAUAGCAGAACAAUAGUAGCUAGUUAACAACAUUUACAAUUAUUAAAUAUGUACAUAAUUGGAUUUGAUGUGUUGUGAUUUGAUACUUUAAAAACAUUUUUGCACAUAAAUUGGAAGACUGUUUUUAGAUUUUUACAUUUGAUAACAUUGUAUGUGUUCAAUUUAAAAUCUCUGAGGAAUGUUGUUUUUUUUAUAUAGCCCAAAAUUAAUAGUGGUUUACAUGCUACAACUUGUGAUGACAUUGUGAUGUCUUUAGAAAGCUAACCCAUUUUUUUUGUUUUGAAAUGUUAAUAUGUUAAAUAGCAAACUAAUAUUUCAGAGAGUUUGUAUAUAUGAUUUAAUAUUUUCUGUUUUUUUCUAGACAUUUUACUUGUAAUUUAAUAGAAACUAACCCAACUGACUUCAUUUAUAACAUUUGAGUUCUUUAAUGAGUUGUCCUUUUUUAACCAUUGUUCCUCUUUUGACAAAAUAAUUCAAAUUUCACAUUGUACACAGAGUAGGAAAUGUAGCUGUUUUUAAUACAUUUGAAAUUUCAAAACGAAGGAAUGAAGGAGUUUUCUAGCGUUUUUCAAUUGAUAAAUAUCCACCUGUGAGAAUGGUAUUUGCACAUUUGUAUUUUUCUUUGUAUAUGAAGUACUUUUAUAUGUACUUUGUAAAAUACUGAUCCCAUUGUUUCCUAGGUUUUUGAAAAUGUACACAACACUUCUUAUUUUGUAACUAGGUUAUUUUAACUAUUUUAUGUAUGUUUCAUGACUUGUAUAUGCUAACCAUCUUGUAAUAAAUACACUUCUCAAGGAAAAAAAAUCACCUUUACUAUAAAAGGGUGUAGAGUUACUCUAUAAUACCCACAGAAUAAAGAGCUUGCUAUAUCUUCACCAUCUAGCCAUGGGAUGAAGAGAAAUCCCCAAAUAUCAUGUAUUAAAACCAGUGGGUUCUUGUGUAUAUUUGUAUAUUUUACUACACCAAAGGCUUGUACUUUGAGCAAAUUUAACUCAAAUGCCUCUACACCAGAAACUGAGGAAAUCAGAAUUUAAAGCAAUGUUUUCAUUCAUGCCAACUUCAAUGUAUAUACCUUAUCCAGAGACCUAGUACUAAGCUCUUAAAUAAUCCAGAGAGACAUAAUUAUUGUACUAAAACCUUAAAUAAUAAUAAUGUUAAGAAACCAAAGCUUUCACAUCAUAAACUAUCAUUAUUGACCUUUAGCUGAACUCACAAAAGCAGUCAUAUCUUAUAUAUGUACUUAAUUUUGUGUUUCAAUUAAGCAGUCAAAAAUCAGAGGUGAGUUGUGCAUCUGACUUACACAUGCAACAAAUAAACAUGAGUCUAUCUGGGGAGUGGGGUUAGAACAAAAAGGGAUUAUGUUACAGGGGUGAGUAGACUGAGACUUUUGUGAAUAUUGUGUUGUGAGGUUGGAGUAUGAAGCAAGUAAACUGUGCUUGCUCUAGAUGUUAAUGAUGACUUAUGAGUUGAUCUCAAUUCUUAGUAUUUGUAUUGAUGAGAAAUGCAUCUGAGCAUUAACACAAAACGUUCCAAAAUAAAAAGAAAAUCCACACAGGAGUUUUAAUUGUAAAGUCAGAUUUGUGUUGGAUGUGUAUGAAGACACUGUAUAAGAGUCCUUUAGUGUAGAGGCGUAGAAUUUGCAGGGGCCAUGGGUUUCUACCAUCAGCAAGAUAAAAGAGAAAGAGCAGAUUCAGGGUGGGGAAGCAGGUAGAAAAGGCAGGGAAAACAUGGAGAUGUAGGAGUAGCAUGAGAUUUGAGGGGCAGCAAGAGAGAUGGGUAGGCAUGAGGCAGGACAAGGAAGCUUUCUCCGGUGGCAGGAGAUUCCCUGUGCUGAAGGAAUCCCAGCCCAUUUUCUGUGUAGAUUCCCCAACAUAGAGAAAUUCAAUCCUGGUGAGCAGGAGCUGUCUCCAGACUUUCUAUGGGAAAAAUCCUGUAGGACAACACUUCCUCUAUCAUGCAGCACUUGUACUCCCCUUCUAUGAACUAUCAGACUCCCUUGGAAGAAAGAGAUCCAUUAUCAUGGGACAUAUUUAUAGAGCACAGAGUACCUUGCCAUUUGUUCCUUGUCUUGUGGCACCACAUAAAAUGGAUUUUUUUUUAAUUCAGAGUUUGGCAUUUGUAAGCACUGAUACCACAAUGUCAUAUUACUGACCUCUCAUUUAUAUCCAAAACAUAAUUAUGUUUUUACAGAAUUUUUUACUGAUAAAAAUAAGCAAACCCAUGUUUUAGUACUUUAGAAUUAUGCUGAUCAAUAAAAUAUUUUGGCAUCUCUA
This is a messenger RNA of Alligator mississippiensis (American alligator), 8969 nucleotides long. It is a transcript of the gene SBF2, whose product is annotated as SET binding factor 2. The transcript is spliced from 41 exons. The record is from RefSeq and is a predicted model, not a curated record. Lineage: Eukaryota; Metazoa; Chordata; Crocodylia; Alligatoridae. Bases 151 to 5787 code for a protein of 1878 amino acids.